AGACACCGCUUUAGUUCACUUUGGGGUCACCACCGGUCAAAGUACUUGUGUCCGAUAUUGGCCAAAAAAAUACCGAGUACCGGUAUAUCGGGGGAAAAAAAUACCGAAUAGUUGGGUACUCGGCAUACCGAGUAGAUGCUCGUGUCUUCUAGUCUUCUUGCGCUCAAUAUCGAAGACCACUACUCUAAAGGCGUGUGGCCACUAGCAUAGUUUUUCGAACAAGUUCUAUGCCAUAGUCCAUUUAUUACCAGAAACAACUGACUUUUUCAGUGAUAACUGGGAAUAAUCUAGAUGUUUCUGGUAAUAAAUGGACUAUGGCAAUGGCAUAGAACUUGUUCGAAAAACUAUGAUAGUGGCCACACGCCUUAAUCGACAAUUUCGACAUUAAACUUUUAAAGAGAUUUAAUUACUAGGCUGAAUGAAAAAUAUCUAAAUUCGUUGUAUUCAUAUCAAUAUGGGUCAAGUUAUCAGUCAAUUAGUUAUAUUAGAAAACUGUAACUUUAUUUUGACAAGUGUGAUAGUUGGAUUUUUUGCCAUAGGCUUGUUUUCAUUAUGGAAAAAUCUACUAUGGCUAUUUGUUUUCAUACUGUUAACAAUAUCUUGUUUUUUUGUUGGUCCUUCUGUUGUGAUGUUGAUCCAUGUCGCCUUGUCAACUUUGCACCAAACUGGCGGUGGAUCAGAAAAGACAGUAGCUGAAAUUGAGGCAUUUAGUAAACUACUUAUGAGUGGAUUUGAAAAAAAACUAUCAAAAGAAAAUCACAAACCAUUAAAAUACCCAAUGAUAUUAUCACGUCCAGUUGAUGCAGCUCUUCAAAACUUACUUGAACUUGCAUUUCGUGACUUCAUCAACACUUGGUUGAAUGAUUUGGCUUUAUAUCCUGAAGAAAUAACUGAAAAAAUCAAGCAAGAUAUUUGGGGAUCUCUUGAAAGUCUCUAUGAACGUUUUUCCAGAAUCGACUUAACUAAACUAAUUGCCUGCAGCAUCGUCAACAAAGUAAUAUUUCAUUUUGAAAAAAUUCGUCUUGCACAGUCAACGGCCGGUGAAGGUGACAAUCCAAAUUUCAUUCUGUCCUCUCACCUGACCUCCAAGGAAAAAGAACUUAAUUUUUUACGUAAAGUAUCAGAAGUUUUUGUUUUAUUUUUUUUACCAAGAAGCUAUUCAUUAUCGCCAACAAAAUAUCUUCUUCGUGAAAUUAUAGCAUGUAAAAUUUUGAAGCCCGCUAUUGAUUUGAUAACAGAUCCUGACUAUAUAAAUCAAAAAAUUUUAGUUUAUAUUGAACAGCAAAAGUUGACUGCAGCAAUGCAUCGUAAAACUUAUGAAUAUGCUGAGUCGUUUGAAGAUUUUGUCAGAACAAUUAAAAAUACAAAUGAUAUUGAAAUUUUAAAACACAUCAAAUACAAUAUUGUUACGGAAAUAAUGCAAGCAACGACGAUUCAAAAUGUCAAAAGGUCCCAGGGUCUAGAUCCUGAGAGUAAUACACUUGGAAGAUCUGAUGUAGAUCAAGCGAAUAAAUUAAAACGUUAUAUAAGCCAAUUAACAUACGCUAAAGAAACGUGUGAGAACCAUAUGCGAACACUUGGUUGGGAUGGGUUCUCAAUCGACUGUGAUAUUAUUGAUCCAACAGCGACUAAUGAUACAAAAAUUUUAUCGCUACAAGCUGUUCUCGAGAAUGUUAUUGGCCGUAAAUAUCUUUCUCAAUUUCUUGAACAAGUUGCAUGCCAUGAUUUACUUGGUUACUAUGCUGCUGUCCAAGAAUUGAAAAGUGCUGAUAAAUCAAAUUGGCAUCAGCUCGGUGCUGAAAUUUUUUAUACUUACAUCAAAUCAACAACAGCUGAAAUAAAAGUUGAUAAAAAUGUAAGAAAACGAAUUGAGGCAUUUUUACUUGGUGACAAAGGUCCAGAUAUUUUUUACGAAAUCCAAGAUGAUGUUGUCAAAACGUUGGAGGAAAAAUAUUAUACUUCAUUUCUAGUCAGUGAACAAUAUAACAGAAUGUUGAAGGAAUUAUCAAAUAUAGUUGAUGGUACAUCAGAUGAUCGUCGAAAUUCAGAUGGUGCUAUUCUCGAAUCAGCGACGCUUUUAGUUGGUGAACACUCGAAUUAUGCGCGUAGUAAACUUGAUCAAUUGCAAGAAAAAUUGAGUAAUAAAAUGCAAGCCCUCCAAGCUUUAAAAUCAUCAUUGAAACCUGAAAGUCGAGUACUAAGUGUUUUGGCAAAAGAAGUUGAAUGGCUUCAGGGUGAAAAAAGACAGCUUGAAGCACAUUUAACACACACAGAAAUGUGGUCAAAGCAUCUAGGUCGGUGGCGAGCUGAUGUACAAAGUGCUGAAAUACCUGACAAUGGUGAUCCACCACAAUUUAUUCUUGUUGUCCACAUGGUAGAAGAUGAAACAAGCCCAGAUGGCAUCACUACGGGGUGGGUUGUCUUUCGAACAUUGCCAGAAUUCCAAGAAGUUCAUAGGAAACUUCGUCAACUGUGCUCAAGUGUUAAAAACCUUGAAUUACCUUCUCAACCACUUAAAUUCUUCGGCAAAACUGAUAAAAAUUCAUUGGACAAAGCAAAAUUACAAACUCAAAAAUAUUUAAAUUUUGUUUUAAAGGAUGAUAAAUUAAAUCAGAGUGAGGCUUUAUAUGCAUUUUUGAGUCCAAGUUCAGAACAUCUAAAACACACUUCAACAUCACCUAAAAAAUCGAGAUUUUCAUUUUCAACAUUGUUUAAAACUAAUUCUGGAACGAGUGUUGAUUCAAAAGAAAAAGAUGAUGAAGACGAUUAUUCACUACUGGUUGAUGACAAUGAAAAUGGUAAAACAGUUCCAGAAGGAUAUCUAGGCACUGGUAAAGACGCAAUAGCUGAACCACUCUACGCCUUCUUGGGUGAAAUUUUUGAUUUACGUGGGGUUUUUCGCUGGGUUAGAAGAUCACUUAUAACAUUUGUUCAAAUAACAUAUGGACGAACAAUUAAUAGACAAAUUAGAGACAUGGUUAGUUGGGUUUUUUCUGAAGCGAUGCUUCAUUAUUAUAUUCAACUUUUUACUAAAUCGUGGUGGCCAAAUGGACAACUCGCAUUGAGUCCACCGUCGAAGACAGACGAGGGUAAAUUGAAAACUCGGGGUGAAGCUAGAAAACAAUUUUUAGAUAAUUUGCCCGAAGUUCUUACUAGCCUUGUUGGAGUUGAAAGUGCGCAAAGAGGAGCAACUAAAGUUUUUGACACACUUCAAAAUGUCAAUCUCAAUAAACAGCUAUUUUACGAUGUUAUUACAGUAUUAAUGUAUGAAGUAUUCCCUGAGCUUGAUCAGAUAUCAAAACACAACAAGUCUAAUAGAAAGCUAGUCAUAUAAUAUAAACAUGUUCAAAGUUAACUACAGGAUUACUAUUUACUAAUAUUAUAUUAUGUGUAACAUAUGAUAAAACUAAAAUUUGAUAAGGACAAAAAUAAACCAAAGAAAAAAGUUAAA
Molecule: messenger RNA, 3451 nt
Organism: Aphidius gifuensis
Lineage: Eukaryota; Metazoa; Arthropoda; Insecta; Hymenoptera; Braconidae
Product: sorting nexin-25
Exons: 4
Coding region: 455-3334 (959 amino acids)
Cellular component (GO): intracellular membrane-bounded organelle
Molecular function (GO): phosphatidylinositol binding
Source: RefSeq, a predicted model, not a curated record